Molecule: messenger RNA, 393 nt
Organism: Oppia nitens
Lineage: Eukaryota; Metazoa; Arthropoda; Arachnida; Sarcoptiformes; Oppiidae
Product: neurogenic differentiation factor 1-like
Exons: 2
Coding region: 1-393 (130 amino acids)
Molecular function (GO): protein dimerization activity
Source: RefSeq, a predicted model, not a curated record
AUGAUAGUCACAAGAAAUAGUAAGUCUAGUAAUGGCUCUAAAGUUUUUAGCCGAAGAGUUAAAGCCAAUGCCAGAGAACGGAAUCGUAUGCAUGGCUUGAAUGCCGCUUUAGAUCGGCUCCGGAAGUAUAUACCCAUUGAUAGCAUCACUAUUGGAUCAAAUCCAGGCAAAAUACAAAAACUAUCAAAAAUAGAAACUUUACGUUUGGCUCGUAAUUACAUAAUUGUUUUGACAGAAGUCUUGCGAUUCAAUGAAUUACUUAAUUGUCUGACUUUCGGUCGAUUAUUGUCUUACGGAUUAUCGCAGCAAACGGUUAAUGCAAUCGCAUAUCGACUUAAUGUUCAACCGAAACAUCUUUUAAACUGUGAUUCAAAUACUGUUUCUAUAAUAUAA